AAGAGAAGAAGAGAAGAAGAGAAGAAGAGAAGAAGAGAAGAGAGAGAAGAAGAGAAGAGAGAAGAGAAAGGAGAGAGAGAGAAUGCAAAUAAAUAAAAAGAAGAAUUAGAAAAAAAAAGAUUAUCCACAUUUAAUGAACAACUAUGACAACGACGAAGUAAGGGGAUCUUUUCCUACAGACUUUGCAAAGCUGUGCCUCCGCUGAAUCAGCUGAGACGUAAACAACACUCUGGGCACAUGGUCGGCGAGGGAGGCCUGGCGAGCUGAUGCAAGCUUCUAUUGUAUUGUGUCAGGAGUAUUGUCAGCCAGAGGAAGGCUCUUAGGCUGUUACUGGAGUAUUCUUGUCUAGAGUAAGGUUGAAAAGUCACAAUGUUCCAGUUGGCUGAGAUACGUCACAUGGUUCGUAUCCCUCCGUGGCUCUUUGGCCAAACGCUUAAUGAUGCAGUGGUGGAAGAGCUGAAUCGGAAACUUGCCAAUAAGGUGGUUUUGAAUGUCGGUCUCUGUAUAGCUUUGUUUGAUGUGACAUCUUUGGGAGACUCAUACAUUUUCCCUGGCGAUGGAGCUUCACAUACACGUGUCACAUUCCGCUAUGUUGUAUUUAGACCAUUCAUGGAAGAGAUCUUGGAGGGCACCAUCAAGUCUGCAGAUGCUGAUGGUCUCCAAGUAAGUCUUGGAUUCUAUGAGGAUGUUUAUAUCCGACGGGAUGCCAUGAUGACAAACUCUCACUUUGACGAGACCGAUGGAACUUGGGUGUGGGAUUACCAGACUGAUGAUGAAACACAUCACCUUUUCAUGGAUAUUGGGGAAAAGGUACGCUUCAAAGUGAUAGCAGAGCAGUUCACAGAUACAACUCCAUCAGCACCUGGUAUGACUGAGGGAGAUGGUGCAGUAGCAGACAGGAAGGAAGGAAAAAUUCCCUACAUUGUAUUUGGAGCAAUCAAUGAUCAAGGCUUGGGGUUAGUGUCAUGGUGGACAAAUGCCAAUGGUGACCAAGGUGACGAAGAGAGGGAGGAAGAAGAGGAAGAGGAAGCAUGACCACGGUAUCCACAGUGGGCAUCCACAUUUGCGUUAUGAGACCACUGCCCUUUUUGCAUGUUCUCAAAGCUGCAAAAAUGACACUGAGAAAAAGCCUGUGUUCACAUAUAGGUCUGUGAUCGUAUGAAUAGGUAUGAACACUCUUUAAGUGUGUGUCAGAAGUGUUAUAUAGUGAUUUUUUUUAUUUGUUGUUGGAUUAGGCAAAGUGAAACUGAGGGAUUGUUGAGUGUGUAGAUUAGAUGAUGGCUUGGAAACCAUGGUGGUAACUGAAUUACACACAUAACAGCAGAUUAUUUCACUGGAGCAACUAAGAUAUGAUGUGCAAAUGCUAUUACAUAUGAUAGCUAAAAUAUAUUAGCUGUGUUAAACUUCAUAUUGUUUAUAAAACUAGUCAUAAUGUAUCUGUAAUCAAUAUGCAUGUUCAUUGUCAUAUAAUCAGGUUUGCAUAGGAAUACUUUGCACCUCUAAGCAUCUUUUUUGCAGGAGGAACCGUCAGUAUAUAGCAGCUGCAUAUCAGAUGAAAAUAAAAUCUUUAUUAAAGAUUAUUACCAAAAGUAAUAUUAAUGGCCUACAUUUUUGAAGAUGCUAAUGUUAAUUUCAACAUUUCAAGGUACUCAAAUAUCAACAUCCUCAUCUUCAUCCUCAUCCACAUCAUCAGUUUUCAUCUCGUCUUCUUCUUUUUCUUGUUUUUGUUGUAGAUGUUGUUCCAACUACUAAUAUUGUUAUCAUUAUUAUUAUUAUUAUUAUUAUUAUUAUUAUUAUUAUUAUCAAUGUUAUAAUUAUCAUUAUUAUUAUCAGUGUUAUAAUUAUCAUUAUUAUUAUAAUAAUAAUAAUAAUUAUUAUUAUUGUUACUGUAAUAUUAUACUACUACUACAACAACAACUACUACUACUGCUACUAGCAUCACUACUAGCGCUACUACUACCACUACUACUAUUACCACCACUACUACUAGCACUAUCACUACUACCACCACUACUAUUAUUACCACCACCACCACUACUACUACUACUACUACUACUACUACUGCUACUACCACCACUACUACUAUUACUACCACCACCACUACUACUAUUACUACCACCACCACUACUACUAUUACUACCACCACCACCACUACUUCUACUACUACUACUACUACUACUACUACUACUACUACUACUACUACUACUACUGCUAUUACUACUACUACUACUGCUACUAGCACCACUACUAUUACUACCACUACUAAUAUUAGUACCACUAAUAUUACUACCACUACUACUGUUACUACCACUACU
Molecule: messenger RNA, 2315 nt
Organism: Penaeus indicus
Lineage: Eukaryota; Metazoa; Arthropoda; Malacostraca; Decapoda; Penaeidae
Gene: Polr3H
Product: DNA-directed RNA polymerase III subunit RPC8-like
Exons: 6
Coding region: 370-1035 (221 amino acids)
Biological process (GO): transcription initiation at RNA polymerase III promoter; DNA-templated transcription
Cellular component (GO): RNA polymerase III complex
Source: RefSeq, a predicted model, not a curated record